AUGGUCAUGGAAGCCAUACCAAGCCCGGACGCUGUGGGUCGAGAAUUUGUUCGACAAUAUUAUACUUUGCUAAAUCGUGCUCCAACUCACGCUCAUCGUUUUUACAACAGUAAUUCUUAUUUCGUACACGGAGCAAUGUCGAAACCAGCUAUCGGUCAAAAGCAGAUCCAUCAAAAAAUUCAGCAGCUAAAUUUCAGGGAUUGUCACGCCAAAAUUAGCCAGGUGGAUUCUCAAGCGACUCUCGGGAAUGGUUUGGUUGUCCAGGUUUCUGGCGAAUUGUCAAACGAUGGGGAACCCAUGCGUCGGUUUACCCAAACUUUUGUUCUUGGUACUCACAGCCCUAGAAUGUAUUAUGUUCAUAAUGACAUUUUUCGUUAUCAAGACAUGCUUUUAAGUGAUGAAGAAGGCGAGUCUCAAUCGAGAGAAGAAGACACAGAUCCGCCGCAAGAAGUUCAACCUGAUAGUCAAGCUCCGGGUGGAAUUCAAUAUUUUAACACCAGCACUUCCGGCCCAGUUGAAACUCCCAUGGUACCCAAUCCUGGAGCAGCGCAAAGCGUUUCACUCAAUGGUAAUGCUCUUCAUAAUGAAAACCUUCAAUCAGGGCAAACUCCGAUCGUGCCUCCCGUACAGGAACCCACACCCGUAAUCAAUGCAAAUGAACCAAAGACGUAUGCCAACCUUUUAAAAAUGGAUCGUAUGGGAUCCGGAUUGACGGGUUCAUCGGGAACAACCGUUGUAAAUCGUUCGAUUCCGAUAUUCAACACCAUAUCCGGAUCCGGACCGCGUCUCGAAGAAAGUCCUCAGCAAGGCCGUCCGCCCAGAGCUCCGGUUCGAGGAGGUCCCACCAGGGGAAACAAUAGAAAGGAAAGGAGCAGCGGACCUUCUAGAACGAGUUUUAACGAAGACGGAGGAGGGAUUAUGGGUACAAAUGCGACGGAUAUGCAGGAAAGGAGGAGAAACCCGGUGCAAUACAAUGAUAAUCACCAACUUUUUAUGGGAAACCUACCUUUAGACGCGACCGAAGAAGACCUCAGAGAAAUUUUCAGUAAAUUUGGAAACAUAGUCGAUCUAAGAAUUCACAGUAAAACGAAUACAAGCACAAAAGGACCUCCUGGUAAUCGGGUGCCCAAUUACGGUUUUAUCACUUUUGAACAUCCGCAAUCUGUUCAAGACGUACUUAACAAUAAGCCCAUUUACUUUCCGAAAGAGGGUGGUGUCAAAUUAAACGUAGAAGAAAAGAAAACAAAGCCUAGAUCAUCUCUUCCCUCGCAAGGAACUGCCGGAGGUGGCGGCGGCGGAGGAGGCGGGAGCAACAACGCAGGAGGAGGCGGUGGCGGUGGCGGAGGAGGAGGAGGAGGAAAUGCAGGAGGUAGCGAGUCUAAUUGGUCGGCCGGUAGAGCUCCUCCACGCGGUGGACCUUCCACACGGGGCUCAAGGGGUGGAGGUGCCCGUGGAAAUUUCAAUCGUGAUUCUAGAGGACCUCCCCCUAAUCAACGAUCAAAUUUCACACCACGUCGCUAG
Molecule: messenger RNA, 1521 nt
Organism: Pediculus humanus corporis (human body louse)
Lineage: Eukaryota; Metazoa; Arthropoda; Insecta; Psocodea; Pediculidae
Product: Ras-GTPase-activating protein-binding protein, putative
Exons: 6
Coding region: 1-1521 (506 amino acids)
Cellular component (GO): ribonucleoprotein complex; cytosol
Molecular function (GO): mRNA binding
Source: RefSeq, a predicted model, not a curated record